AUGUCCUCAACCUCCGCCACGUCCCCCUCGAGGCCUUCGCGUCACGCCCGCGCGAAAUCAACGCUCACCGCAUUCCAACCACGGCCGACAGACGACGAGCCUCUGGAUGACUUGGAGCUGGUGCGGAGAUUUGACAGACUAACAAACACUCGGCUGGCGAAGGAGAAGAGCUCUUUCCAUCACUUGUAUGUUCCUGAUGAAACCGAGUCACGUCGGCCGGGAUUGGUAGACGGCGUCCUGUGGUUGGCAGAGCGCAUUUUCGUUGGACCGCCACCAAAACCGCACAAGCGACAGCACUCUGGUGCAUUUACGUCCCACUUGAUCGACGAAACACCGGAGCCAGAGCCAGAGCCAACGUCGGAACAUCUUGAUGAACCCGAUGAACCCGAGCUAGAUGGAGAGCAACAGCUAUUGAGGACAAGUGAGGAGCAAGGUUGGCAACGUUGUCCCGCCCCGGAUUGCGGUCAUAUGAUAGAGCUUACGGAGGGGUGCAUGCGGGUAAAGUGCCGGUGCGGCACGAUGUUUUGCUAUGGAUGCGGAGAGCCAUGGAAAACGUGUUCAUGCCCACUAUGGGACACGCCUGUUGCGGAUGGUGGGUAUCGUCCGUCCUUCGACGAAACGGGAGAAGAGUUAGAAGAUUGGGAGCUUGUAGGAGCAGAUGCGCCGAGAGUUGCUGCCGUCGUAGAACAGAAACCAUCGGUUCCGGAGGUAAAGAUUCCGUACUAUUUCGAAGAGGGUGGUAUCACUAUGCCUGGCGGGCUCUUUACGAUGGUCCCUACGAGAAACGACACUGAUAUACUAUACUCAACUCGAGAAGCAUACACCGUCAACACUACAAGUCUAAACUUUCCUCCGGACGACCCAGAGCCAUAUUCACAACACGACGACCUCCGAUUCAGUGACUCUGACGCCAACAGCCCGGCACUGGAGGAAACAGCUGGGCAAUCUCCCCUUGGCGAGGCAUCAUCCUCCAAUCAAAGGGACGCUGAUUUACUCGGCUUUGAAGAUGGGGAGGACCCCUUCCAGACUCAUGAUGGGCGCACGCCCGCUGACCUCCCUCCAAGGUAUGCCACCUUCGACCAGGGGGCCCCCUUGGGACCCUCAUUUCCUAUGCCGGAUACAUCUGCUUCUACGUCCGGACUCGGCUAUGGACACGGCUAUGGCUUCCCUACCCAGCACGAUGGAUUUGAGAAAUGGGAUGGGACGCCACCCCUCGAUAACAAGAAAACGUCUCCGUGGGUAGAAGGGGCCGGGGCACGGACGAACUCACCACCCCCUGAUCCAAACUUGCUGGGGGCUGACGCGGAAGGCGAGGUCGAUGGUUCAAUUCUUGGGCCGUCCAUUAGACGAACAGGAACCCCGUUGAUGGCCCUAGUCGACCCACACGAUCAGAAGAAAAUGACCAACAUCCGUGGUAGCGCCCGGAAGCGCUUUUCGAUGGAUGGGACGAACGGGAGGAAGGAUCUGACCGAGAAAGACCCACCCCCUCGCCCCAAUUCGGCGAAGGUCCUAGAAAAGGAAGAAGACCAGGCGAAGAUGGACAAGAUACGUCAGAAUUCCAAGAAACUGGCUGGGAAGGCUAAGGCAGAGGAGAAGCCUAAGGUAGCAGCACCUGCUCCAAAGGCUGCAUGGGGGAAGAAGUCUCCUCCAGCCGCGUCGCCGCCAGCCAGCGGCUCUCCAGCACCGAAAGGACCUUGGGGCACGAAAGCCAACGCCCCAACACCCGCUUCACAGGACCCAGCUCAAAGUUCUCCUGCGCCUGUUGCACAGGAUGUGGUCGCAGAAAUAGAGAAGGACAAAGACAAGGGCACGCCAAGUGGGGUUACCAGCACGGGUGCAGACCCAGUCAAGCCGGCCGACGCUGACACCAGCAAAGAUGCAGACCCAGUAGGGGAGGGAGCGGGCAGCACCGAGCCCCACGUGGGUCAUGCGGGAAACAGCGGCGAAGAACACCAGGAGGAUGGCGGAGAGAAUGCAGCUGUAGAUGUCCCCGAGAACUCCAACGAAGGCACGGAGGACAAGACAGAGGAUGCAACGACUUCCGGAACGUCUGGGAACAAUGCGGAUCCACCCGAUAUAAUGACAUCCUCUGGAGAUGCCACUACCGGUGAUAAGGCUGAAGGCGACGCUUCGGAGCCGAACGAGGGUCAAGCUACUAGUAAUAAUGCAGAAGCAUCCGAUCCAACCAAUACGGCCACCUCCACUGCUGGUGGUACCGCGGAGGAUGCGACUGAAGGCACCGAGGUACCACACGGCGGCGAGGCUACUGGUGACAAUGCUGAAGCGUCCAACCAGCCUGAUGCGACCACCUCGACCAACUCUGCCACUGAUGCCGCUAUCAGUGCUCAGGCUGCAGGAGAAGAUACUGAACCGAACAAUAGCCAAGGCAGACAAGGUGAUGGCGAUGCACCUGCGACUCAAGUCGGUGACCAGGGUGAAGGCUCCAAUAACUUUGGCGGGGCCACCUCUAAUCCCACAUCGCCCAAUCCGGAUAACGUCAACACCCCUCAAACAGCCUCCGCGUCCUCACCAGAAAUACCGACGGCAGGCGGCGGUGGACAGGGCGAAGAGGAUCAGGAUGGUGUGCUUACUGCCGUCCCAGCGUUCAACAGGAGAAGGAAAGCCGGGAGGAGGAACACGAAGAAGGGAUGA
Molecule: messenger RNA, 2652 nt
Organism: Pleurotus ostreatus (oyster mushroom)
Lineage: Eukaryota; Fungi; Basidiomycota; Agaricomycetes; Agaricales; Pleurotaceae
Exons: 3
Coding region: 1-2652 (883 amino acids)
Biological process (GO): ubiquitin-dependent protein catabolic process; protein polyubiquitination; positive regulation of proteasomal ubiquitin-dependent protein catabolic process
Cellular component (GO): cytoplasm; ubiquitin ligase complex
Molecular function (GO): ubiquitin conjugating enzyme binding; ubiquitin protein ligase activity; zinc ion binding
Source: RefSeq, a predicted model, not a curated record